CCGCUAGUCGACAUUCUCCCCUCGUUAGGUCAGUCAGUCUCUGCCGUUCCUUCGAUGUGAACACGUCGAUCUCUUCUUUUUUUUGUUUAGUUUGACAUUAGUUUUCUUUCGGUUUGUCAAUCGCCCCGCUGCAGACUCGUCCACGAAGACGGAGUGCGCCUAUUGAUGUGCCUUGUUUUUUCUGUGCCGACAGUGAUGUGAUAAGUGCGGAACCGAGAGGGGAGAGAGGAAGAAGAUUGGCGGAAUUGGGACCAAAUGUCCUGUGCCGGGGGCAUUUGCGUGUCGUCCGGUGGCACAUGUUGAUGUUCCGGAGCCGUCGGAACGGAUUGGCUAAGCGACUCUGGAGAGCUCGAAUAUCGGGUAAUGAGGAAGGUCGCGAGGUGAUCAAACGACUCCUGAAAAGGCUGAACGACGACCAGCUGGAGAUGUUGGCGGAAGCAGUGGAGUGCCGGGGUGGAGACGCCACCGGCUGCAUCCAGUUGGACCAACCGGCGGAGUGGGACUCGCCCCAGCUCGUCGCAUGCCAGGUCUGGAGGUGGCCCGACCUCACGACGUGCAGGGAGCUCAAGAGGCUGCCUAUCUGCAGGUCCGCCACCUCCGUCUGCUGCAACCCAUACCAUUGGAGCAGACUACUUCAACUCGAAGCUCCGCCUCCCCCUUAUUGUAGGUCCUCGUGUGAGAGGCUCAAACCUGAAGAUCGAGCGCCGAGCGAAAGCAGCCAACCUGAGCUCCGGGGGUCGCUCAGCACGAACGGCGAAGGCGAUUCGGAAGCGUGUGGACAGUGGUGUAGACUCGCUUACUGGGAGCUUUCACAAAGGAUAGGAAGGCAGUACCCUGUAGAAAACAACUUCGUAAACGUAUUCGGGAGCCUUCCUCGUGGCGAUGGCCUUUCCCUGGCGACCCUGGCCAUGCAGAAAACGCCCAACCCCGACGUUCUGAAAGCUCGCGAGAAGAUCGGAAGAGGGGUGACUCUGAGUAAAGAGGACGACGGGGUUUGGGCGUACAACAUGUCAGACAAUCCGGUGUUCGUGAAUUCUCCAGCGUUGGACGAUCCGGAUUCGAGCUUCUGCAUUGUGUAUAAGGUGCCACCCGGCUAUUGCCUCAACGUUUUUACCGAAACAGCGAGAUGCAAACCUUGGACGACAAUAUCACGGCCGCACAUUGGACCAAUUGAUCCGUUCUCGAUUAGGAUCAGUUUCACCAAAGGUUGGGGGCCGAAGUACACGAGGCAAGAGGUGACUUCAUGUCCUACAUGGCUAGAAAUCCUUCUGGCUCCUUGUAGGUGACUGUUCAAAUACAUUCUCACACAAUCCCCCGACCUCCAAUCAAAUUUUUAUUGUUAUAGCUUUAAGCAGUAUUCCCCUUUGUGAAAAGGAGGCGUGGAACACUUAUGUACCUUAAUAAAAAUGUUUGUACAUAAUGUUGGGGAAUCCUUUUAGUCAUUUUUUCCCAAUUAUCCUUAGAAUUCUUAAGCAGAACACAGUGCCUUGUAUUAUAAGCUGCUUAAAUCCUUUUGUUUUUGACUGGAUCACUCAGGGGUUCAAUUUGUCUUAUUUUGAAUAAAAAUAGUUGAAAUGUGCUUUGGAAUUUACAUUUUAAUACUAUACUACAGUAGUGCCUAACUCCGAAAUGCCUUAGAAAAAAAAAAGUCCAAUUUUCUGUAAAGAUAUUUUUCAUAUUAAAUGUUUAUUUAUAAAAUUGUUACAAUACUAAUAGACUAGGAUGGCCUUAAACAUUGUUGAAAUAUUUAAACAAGAGCUUAAGUGUACAUAAAGGUCUUAUUGUGCAAAUAUUUAUAUUUGAAAUUUAUAAAUUAAAAGAGAAAAACAAAAACCACAAAGUACUGACACUUUCACAAUUUGUAAGUCGAAAAAACAUCGACAUGUGAAUUCAAAUGCUCUUGAACUGUACUUAAGAGAAUUAAUUUUAAAACGAUAUUGCUCGAUUUGUAAAUUAAGUACCGAUAGACUGCAUAUUACAAAGAUUUAUAUAUAUUUUUUCAUAAAAAAUAUAAAAAAUAAUAUAUAUAUUGCCAUUCUGAGCUGUGCCUUUAAUGUAUACACUUAUUUAUUAAAAGUGCUAUUUUACAUUGGUGAUGAGAGUUCUGCCAAAAAACAGUUUUUUAAUAAAGCAAUAAACAAAAUUAAGCCUUCAUGUGGAAAAUAUUGGCAAUUUACAUGUUUGUAAACUAUGGACUAGUUUAGUAUAAUUUUUUGUCAUCCAUUAUUAAAAAUAAUAAAACAAAAAUGGCAUUCCAAAGGCUAAAUUGGAGUCUGAUAAAUUGUACCUAAAUUUACAACCUUACUUAAUUUUUUGUAAUUGUUAAAUUGGAAUAAAACUGAAAUUGGCACUUAGCCUGUACUUACUCUCGUUAAGACAUGUGUGAAUGGUACCAUCAACAAAAUAAUGACUUCCAUAAAUUCGUAAUAUGUAAUUCUUAAAUUUAUUUUCUUUUUCUUAAAGCAGCUUUCUUAUAUUUUCAAUUUAUUGUAAUUUUAGUUUACAGCGAGAGAAAUCAAAUUAAAACUACUUGUAUUUAGGCCACAAAUCAUCACAUAUAUUUUUCUCUAUUUUUUCCCUUAUUGUUGACUUUUGAAAUAACAGUUAGACUGUAACUUUGUUGAUGUUAUAGUAUUUAUUAAAAUCAUUAUAUUGUAAAUAUAUUUUUUUUAUUGCGAAUUUGUUCAGGUAUUCACGAGUGCCUGGCAAUCAAUUGCAAUUGUACAUAAUGUACAAAGCUGCCUUGUAUUCUAGUAAAUUUAAAUAACAAUUUAAUGGCUAUUUUAUGUACAUAAUUUACAUAAUGUGUAACAAAAUA
Molecule: messenger RNA, 2818 nt
Organism: Cimex lectularius (bed bug)
Lineage: Eukaryota; Metazoa; Arthropoda; Insecta; Hemiptera; Cimicidae
Gene: Dad
Product: mothers against decapentaplegic homolog 6
Exons: 5
Coding region: 297-1286 (329 amino acids)
Biological process (GO): SMAD protein signal transduction; transforming growth factor beta receptor signaling pathway; regulation of transcription by RNA polymerase II
Cellular component (GO): heteromeric SMAD protein complex
Molecular function (GO): I-SMAD binding; transcription regulator inhibitor activity
Source: RefSeq, a predicted model, not a curated record